UCUCCGCGUCGUCAGAAAAGUGCCUUCGGUUGCAUUCCAGCGGACAACAGCGCGCGAGGCAAGGGUCUGCUUUGAGAAGAGCGCGAGGGCAGAUUUAACCCUUUAUAUCGGAGAGCUCGUCUACAACAUGCAGGAGGAUGGUAAGGUGGUGGAUGGCAGUCUGUUGGGUGAUGCCAACGGGUUAGAGCCCAGUCCAGGAAGGGUGAAGGAGUCUGGGAAAUGGCAGAAGCCGCGGUUCACACGCAAAGCCCUGAUGAACUGUUGUCUGAUCAAAUGGAUCAUCACCAGCAGGACAACACCAGACAAAGAUGACAGUAGUGAGAGUGAUUUGGAGCUAUCAACGGUUCGUCACCAGCCAGAAGGCUUGGACCAGCUGCAGGUUCAGACCAAGUUCACCAAGAAGGAGCUCCAGUCUCUAUACAGGGGCUACAAGAACGAGUGUCCCAGUGGUUUGGUUGAUGAAGAGACGUUCAAGACCAUCUAUUCUCAGUUCUUUCCCCAAGGAGACGCCACCACCUAUGCACAUUUCCUGUUCAAUGCAUUUGAUAUGGACAGAAACGGCUCCAUUCGUUUUGAGGACUUUGUGAUCGGCCUGUCUGUUCUCCUGAGAGGGUCAGUCACAGAGAAACUCAACUGGGCCUUCAACUUGUACGACAUCAACAAGGACGGAUACAUCACUAAAGAGGAGAUGCUGGCUAUUAUGAAGUCCAUCUAUGAUAUGAUGGGCAGGUACACCUACCCCAGUGUACGGGACGAGGCACCCUCUGAACACGUGGAUAAGUUCUUCCAGAAAAUGGACAGAAACCGAGAUGGAGUGGUGACCAUUGAGGAGUUCAUUGAGACCUGUCAGAAGGAUGAGAACAUAAUGAACUCCAUGCAGCUUUUUGAGAACGUGCUCUAGAGCCCAGCAGAACGUUCUACGCCAUUCCACCAACGUCCGAUCCUGUACUUCUGUCUAGACACAACCCCUGUCCAAUCCCAAGACACCCACUUACACACACACACACACACCCUAAAGAGAAGAGAAGAGAAGAGAAGAGAAGAGAAGAGAAGAGAAGAGAAGAGAAGAGAAGAGACGAGACGAGACGAGACGAGACGAGACCUGAACUGAACUACUGGAACCUCUGCUACUUUAAAGCUUCUCAGCCUCCCAAAGAAAAGAGAAAGAAGGACCAAACUGCUCAACACUGCUGAUCCUAUGAGCUUCUAGUACUCUGCCUCCUCAUUGGACCCAAAGGACAAAUUACCAAUCAAAUGAUGGAGAAAGAGUGUAAGAGUGGAAAUAGAGGAGAGAAACUCAUCACAAUGUUGCUGACCUCCAGAUGAGGAUGCCGUAGCUAUAGCACACAAUGUCUCUGCACUUACACAUUCUGUACACACACACACACUAUCUGUCUGCACUCAAACAUACUAUACACACACACACACCCACAAUCUCUCCACACUCACACAUGCUGUACAAACACACACACGCACACACACCCUCCCCACCCAGCAGAGGCUCGCCAGGAAAGGAUAUCUGUGGACACACUGACACACUUCUCUGAAGAGUGUUUGAGACAGUUGAUAUAGCGUACAGAAAGCUGGACUGAUCCCGAGCAGGGACACUGGCACCAAACACCACAGAGACACUAAAAAGAAAAGAACUGAAGCAUGUUUGUCAGAUGUGAUGUGUGAUUUGCUAGCACUAAGAAUCGUUCAUAUUGUACAAUAUGCACCAGAAGAGAAUGCAUUGAUUGUAAAUGUAGAGUGCCACUGUAGACCACUAAAGGAAGACUCAGUGUGUAUGUAGAUAUGUAUAGACAGUAAUAUAUAAUAAUAGCAUCCUAAAGCCAGGUGUCAAGCUCUCACCUGUACUCCACUAUGGGUAACAGGUGUUAAAGUUAAGGCCAGACAAAAUCUGUGUGGUUGUUUUCUUACCACUUACAGAACACUAAUUGAUAGAAUCGUAGCCUUACAUGUUUAGUAUAAGUAUUAUUGGAUCAUUUGAUCCUACAGGUAUUUUGUUUAAUUCCAAGUCAGUUCUAGAGUGUAGAGGUACCCCUACGGUCGGUGGGUUCUACCCCUACUGGUUGCGUCUGGUCAUAGUUCUAAGUGACACAGGGAGGGUCACUGGUUCUGCUCUGUCACCAAUGGACCAGCGAGUCAGAAUAAGCUUUAGAUGUACAGUAUGUCAGUGCCACCUUAUAAUAUGUGUAAUAAUAAUAAGACAGAUAUACUAAGAUGUAUAUGUGUUGUAAACUAAAGCCAUCCUCAGAGGAAUACAGAGUAUACUACUAUGGCUUGAUCCCUCUUCUUAAUCCCUCAUCAGAGUUUUUGUUUUGUUAAUGUCCCAAAUGGCACCCUAUUCCCUUUCAAAAGUAGUGCACUAUAAAGGGAAAAGAGUGCCAUGGCCCUGGUCAA
This is a messenger RNA of Coregonus clupeaformis (lake whitefish), 2403 nucleotides long. RefSeq names its product calsenilin-like. The record is from RefSeq and is a predicted model, not a curated record. The transcript is spliced from 9 exons. Lineage: Eukaryota; Metazoa; Chordata; Actinopteri; Salmoniformes; Salmonidae. The coding region runs from base 128 to 901 and encodes 257 amino acids. Gene Ontology annotation, biological process: regulation of potassium ion transmembrane transport; negative regulation of transcription by RNA polymerase II. Gene Ontology annotation, cellular component: nucleus; voltage-gated potassium channel complex. Gene Ontology annotation, molecular function: DNA-binding transcription repressor activity, RNA polymerase II-specific; potassium channel regulator activity; calcium ion binding.